CCAAUAGGAUGGAGGCUUCCUGGGGAUGCCUUGCCGGCAGCGAGCAUGGCGCCUCCCGCACGCUAUUGCAUUCCUGGUGAGCGGCUGUGCAGCACGGAGGAGGCCACGGCUGGCAGCGGGACCUAUAUCCGUCAUGGCUUCAUCUUCUCCUCGCUGGCYGGCUGCCUGGAGAGGAAGAAUGAGGACAGCGAGCUGCCCGUGGUGUCGGUGGUGAGAGACAGUGAGUCCCAGCUCCUCCCCAAUGUGGGGGCCGUGGUGACAUGCAAGGUCUGCAGCAUUAACUCUCGCUUUGCCAAGGUGCACAUCCUGUAUGUUGGCUCCACACCGCUGAAAUCCACCUUCCGAGGGACCAUUCGUAGAGAAGAUAUUCGAGCCACGGAGAAGGAUAAGGUAGAAGUGUACAAGAGCUUCCGCCCCAGUGACAUCGUCUUGGCCAAAGUUAUCUCCCUGGGGGAUGCACAGUCCAACUACCUGCUGAGCACAGCAGAGAAUGAGCUGGGCGUGGUGGUGGCACGCAGCGAGGCAGGGGUGCAGAUGGUGCCCAUCAGCUGGUGCGAGAUGCAGUGCCCACGGACACACACCAAGGAGUUCCGUAAGGUGGCCCGGGUACAGCCCCAGUUCCUGCAGACGUAACAGCUGAGGGGGACAGGGWGCUGCAGGACUGAGCCCUGUGGAGCCAGAGCCUCCCAAGUCCAGCCAGGCCCCCACUGGCAGGACAGUUUUGCUACUUGUGGAUAAUAAAUAUUUUUUGAGAGCCCCAUGCUUUGUUCAUUACAGCCUACAGGCGAGCCAGGGCUGCUUGUGGCAUUCUGGUCUGGCUCCUGCAGCAGAGCUGGUGAGGGAACAGUUUCCCCAGCACCAGGAGGAAGCACAUGUUCCCAACUGUGGAAGGGGAGCGAUUCAGUGGCUUUGUUGCAGUGAGGCUAAGGGCACAGAGCCCCAGGCUGUGGCUGUGCUGCUCUAGGCACUCGCCAGGGUUGGUUUUCCCACGUCCCAGUCAAGCCUGGAGCAGAGCCUGUCUCAGCACACUGAUAACAAGUGUGGGCUGCAGCUGGGAACAGCCUGAGGACACCAUAUCUCAUCUCCUUGGGCCACACGUGUCCUGCCCUAUGGAGGAGGGUGUGGCACACACAGCACGGCAGGGUGUCGCCCUGUAGGGCAGGGAUUGCGGAGCUGUGCUUUGCUCCUUGAGCCCGGCCCAACUUCUGCACCCUCAUGUCUGUGCCCARCCGCAACUACUGCCUUAUCCACACAGCCCAGAGACACACGGACACCUUCUUAUUGCGCAUUACUCCUUUAUUGAACUGGAACAAGACAGCUGCUAUGGUUGGACAGUUACACUGACCCUGUGCAAACCCAGGCUCACGACGCCAGCAGGCAGGGAGGGCACAGUGACAG
Malurus melanocephalus (red-backed fairy wren) is the source of this 1398-nucleotide messenger RNA. It is a transcript of the gene EXOSC1, whose product is annotated as exosome component 1. Bases 46 to 633 code for a protein of 195 amino acids. The record is from RefSeq and is a predicted model, not a curated record. Gene Ontology annotation, biological process: RNA processing. Gene Ontology annotation, molecular function: RNA binding. NCBI's taxonomy places the organism in Eukaryota, Metazoa, Chordata, Aves, Passeriformes, Maluridae. The transcript is spliced from 8 exons. Gene Ontology annotation, cellular component: cytoplasm; nuclear exosome (RNase complex).